This is a messenger RNA of Anopheles merus, 1448 nucleotides long. RefSeq lists its product as uncharacterized. The transcript is spliced from 4 exons. The record is from RefSeq and is a predicted model, not a curated record. The coding region runs from base 175 to 1230 and encodes 351 amino acids. Lineage: Eukaryota; Metazoa; Arthropoda; Insecta; Diptera; Culicidae.
UAGUGGAGCAGAGACAUCGUGUUUUUCGCCCCAUGUUGACGACGUGUUAAACGUGAGCCGUACGCGUUGCUAGCUUAUUCCUUAGUGUAUGUGUGCGUGUGUGUUUGGAAGUAUUACAGUACAAAUUUUGGCGAAAAUCGAUCAGCACCGAUACAGAACAACUGUGCAGACAAAAUGGGCAAUCCCAACGCUGGACCGUGCGGUAUGCGCUUGGCCCUAGGCGAAGCAGCCCUUCGCGGACAGCUAGGGCUGUGCAUUUUCUGCCGUGACGUCGUUAUCUUCGAGUGCAUGAUGUGCGUUCAAUAUAAUGGACUUUUAAGGCGUAUAUGCCCGUACGACGUGUUGCAUGACGGGAAAAUGAUGAGCCAAGCAGCUGAAGAGAGUGAUACCGGUAACGGUGUACCAUCGUCACCGAUAGCCAGAAGAGUGCCCGAGUCCAGCGCAACCCCUUGGCGUCCGAUGACGUUCCCGGACUUGUGUGGGUUUCCCGCCGCACAGCAGCUGUACGGUUUGCCGGUUCCGAUCGAUUUGAGCUUCCUACGCUCACCUGUCAGCGGUGAUGAGGAGGCAUCGGGACAGCCGCAGCAGCAGCAGCAAGCCGACUUACCGUCCCAGGUAAUUACACCACGGGCAGACGAGCUGGCGGAAGCCGAUGCCAGUGGUGCUCCAGUGGCUCCAAUCAGAAAGAAAUCGGCUGUGCUGGUCCCGAGAGCUAGUGGGCCCGUAGCGGUAGUGGAACCGUAUAAACAAGAGACCUGGUCUGAUGAUGAAGCGAAUGAACAAGACUCGUCGGAAUCGGACGACUGUAUGAUUCCCGCAAGUCCAACUGCUGAUAGCGCACCGAUAUUUUUGCAACAGGAAAAUGAGGAAGCGAAUAUGACAGCAUUCAAUUGUGCUGCAUCGAUUGCUAAUCCGUGCUGGCCGCCGCUGCACGAGCAUACGGACCAGCCCGACCAGCAACCAUCCGUUGAUGCUGCAAUGACAGUUAAACCAAUCGGUAGAGCGGGCUCGUACGGUUCACUGUACGCGGUUUGGUACGAUCAGCUGGGAAGCCACGAUAUCAUGGAGCGUAUCCCUGAUUGUGUCUUAUUUGACCCAGAGCUGCCACCGGAUCACCAGGAACCUCCACCGAUACUUACAUCGCUUUUGCUGCAUCACAGAUUGUCGACUGGCGAGCUGGUGACGGUUCCGUAUGGCCCGAGGCAGAUGCCUGAUCAUUCGAAUGAAUAGGAUGUACCCACGGAAACGGUGCAGCUAUUGGUAAACCAAACCUACCCUUGUUUGUACCCGUAUUGGAAAAAGUGGACCGAAUUUGAGAAUUAAUUUCAAUUUAAAACAAUGUAUUUUGAUAAAAAAAUACAUUUCAACGUUAAAUUCUUUGUAUAAGUAUGUACUGGUAUUUGAAGUAAAUAAAGAAAACCAUAUUUUUUGAAGAGCGCAUACCGCAU